This is a messenger RNA of Juglans regia (Persian walnut), 1056 nucleotides long. RefSeq names its product desiccation-related protein PCC13-62-like. The record is from RefSeq and is a predicted model, not a curated record. NCBI's taxonomy places the organism in Eukaryota, Viridiplantae, Streptophyta, Magnoliopsida, Fagales, Juglandaceae. The transcript has 3 exons. Bases 26 to 961 code for a protein of 311 amino acids.
UAUUAUACAUCACUAGCGAAGAACCAUGGCAACAUCUACUUCCAUUGCUACUAAUACCCCCACCAUCACAGCUCUCCUAAUCCUUCUCCUCCUUCCCAAAUCAUAUUCUUCAGAGCUCUUAGCAGAUUGUGACUCUUCUGUCCCGGAAUCCGACGUGGACCUUUUGGAAUUUCCUCUAAAUUUAGAGUUCCUAGAAGCUGAAUUCUUCUUGUAUGGCUCUUUGGGUUAUGGCUUAGAUAUAGUUGCUCCAAAUCUAACCAAGGGAGGUCCGCCACCUAUUGGUGCUAGACGGGCAAAGCUGGACACUUUUACCCAGGAUGUUAUCAAGCAAUUUGCUUUGCAAGAAGUUGGACACUUGAGGGCAAUUCAAAAAAAAGUUCCUGGAUUCCCAAGGCCAUUAUUGGACUUGAGUGCAGCAUCAUUUGCAAAAGUGGUGAAUAGCGCAUUUGGACGACCAUUAAUCCCACCUUUUGAUCCAUACGCCAGCUCCCUCAACUACCUCCUCGCAUCCUACCUGAUUCCUUAUGUUGGACUUACUGGCUAUGUCGGAGCAAAUCCGAAACUCCAAGGUGCUACUUCCAAAAGGCUUGUUGCAGGCCUUUUGGGCGUGGAAUCUGGCCAAGAUGCAGUCAUUCGAGGAUUGCUAUACGAGCGGGCAACGAUAAAGGUGGCUCCCUAUGGAAUAACGGUGGCAGAGUUUACAAAUCGCUUCUCAGAGCUAAGGAAUAAGCUGGGACACAAAGGGCUGAAAGAUGAAGGCCUUGUGGUUUCACCAGGAAAGGGUGCGGAGGGAAAGAGUAUUGGGAACGUGCUUGCUGGAGACAGAGACUCGCUUGCAUAUGAUAGAACUCCGGAGGAGAUCCUGAGGAUUGUAUAUGGGGGAGGUGACGAGCAUGUACCUGGUGGUUUCUAUCCAAAGGGCGCUAAUGGCCGUAUUGCCAGAUCUCAUUUACAAGCUUAAAAGCUCUGCUGCUGCAAUUUUCACUUUUAUGUUUAAACCAUAUCAAUAUGCAUGCCCUCGGCAAAGGUGGCAAAUAAGUGAAUGAGGUUUUCCUG